CCCUCAUUAACCCUUCCUCCCCAACCCAAUGUCGGUUGACAUCAACUGGGAGACGCUGACAGGAGGGCCCGAUGGACAAGCACUCGCCGAAGGCAUACGGGACUUCAUCCACGAGCGCUUCCAGCAAAUCUCCUUCCCCAAACUGAUCCGCUCGGUCAAAGUGCAUGCCUUUGAUUUCGGCACGGUCGCGCCCGAAAUCACGCUGAAGGAUGUCUGCGAGCCUCUGCCGGACUUUUACGAGACGCAGGAUGGGAGUGAGGAUGCGGAGGACGAGGAGCUGAAUGAGCGGCCUACGCCUAUUCCUACUCAUGUCAAACCGCCUUUGCAUUCCGCGGCUGGGGCUCGCAACGGGCGGAGCAGAGAUCAUUCCCGCCGGCCUUCGGAGCUCGAAUUGCUCGAUGCCGUUGCCAGCCCUUCUCUCACUCGGGGAGCGAUCCUGGGCAGCACCUCCAACUUUGGCUAUUUCCAUCUCCCCGGCAUCCCUGGCACCACCACGCCUCUGGCAGCCGUAGCAGGAGCGCAACACUACGCCAACGGCACCACGCCCUUCGCCGCACAUCCAUCCCAACGAGUCUCCAACGAACCCACCUCGCCAACAUCCAGCGCCUCCCCGACCUCCCGCCCCGUCUCGCGCGACUACACAAACCUCGACUCCCACCGCGCCGCCUCCUCCACCCUCGACGGCCAAGACGACGCCCAAACCCCCCGACCCACAGAAGUCGAGCGCAACCCCGAAGACCUACAGGUCGUCUUCCACGCCACCUACUCCGGCGACGUGCGCCUCUCCAUGACCGCCGACGUCUUCCUCGACUUCCCCAUGCCCAGCUUCGUCGGCAUCCCACUCAAACUCACCAUCACCGGCAUCACGUUCAAUGGCGUAGGCGUGCUCGCGUCCAUCAAGAAGCGCGCGCAUCUGUGCUUCCUCAGUCCGGAGGACGCAGAAGCGCUGGUGGGAAGCGAGAGCGCGACGAUGCCGCAGUCGCCCGGCGGAGAGGAAAGCGGCGGCGGCGGCGGCAGUCCCACUACGACCGCGACCGCUCAGCCGAGUAGAGUCGGCGCUUUGCUCGAGGAGAUUAAGAUUGAGAGCGAAAUGGGGGAGACGGGGGAGGGCAAGCAGGUGCUGAAGAACGUGGGCAAGAUUGAAAAGUUCAUCCUCGAGCAGGUGCAGCGCAUCUUCGAGGAGGAGUUUGUAUAUCCCAGCUUCUGGACGUUUCUCGUAUGAGCGCGGGAUGCGAGAAGUGCUUUUGCUGUUUAGCAGGGGUGCCGGGGCGAAUUCGAUGCGUCACAUGUGUGGCGUUGUCCUCGCGUUGUUGUACCGCAGACGUCAAUCGGAUGUCAAGCGGCCGCGGCGGUGAAACGGAGUCACGGCGGACGAACGCUGUGACUGCCAGCCCCAUCUUGCACUACCAAACGCCGGCGUCAUGGACGUUGCACACGUCUCAACGACAUUUACUGACAGGCAAACAAUGGACAUCGUGUGCCGGCUGUCCAACCAAAAGCGAGCAAACA
Neohortaea acidophila is the source of this 1509-nucleotide messenger RNA. RefSeq lists its product as uncharacterized. The transcript has a single exon. NCBI's taxonomy places the organism in Eukaryota, Fungi, Ascomycota, Dothideomycetes, Mycosphaerellales, Teratosphaeriaceae. Gene Ontology annotation, biological process: phospholipid transport; mitochondrion organization. Gene Ontology annotation, molecular function: lipid binding. Gene Ontology annotation, cellular component: ERMES complex. The record is from RefSeq and is a predicted model, not a curated record. Bases 29 to 1222 code for a protein of 397 amino acids.